Messenger RNA from Eruca vesicaria subsp. sativa (arugula), 1646 nucleotides. NCBI's taxonomy places the organism in Eukaryota, Viridiplantae, Streptophyta, Magnoliopsida, Brassicales, Brassicaceae. The record is from the annotation of a GenBank genome assembly.
UCUCGUAUCUCAUCAACACCCAUCAUCUCUCUAUAACUCUCUCUCUCUCUCUUAUAUUCUUCUUCUUCACUCUCUUUCUUGAUAUCUCUGUUUUACACAAACACAGUUCAAGAACUAACUUAUUUUCAGAAAAAGGCAAAAAAAAACAAGCUUCCAUUCUCUAGUAAUGGGUUCUUGCCUCAGUUCUCGUAUCAAUAAUAAGAGCAGUGGUCUCUACGACCUUCAUCUCUCAAGUGUCCAAUCGUCAUCAUCAUCAGCAGCUCAUAAGAGAGAAGGAGAGAUACUUAGCAAGGCCAACGUCAAAAGCUUCACUUACAACGAGCUUAAACUCGCGACCAGAAACUUCAGAUCGGACUCUGUUGUCGGAGAAGGAGGAUUUGGAACUGUCUAUAGAGGUUGGAUCGAUGAGACAACUCUUGCUCCAACUAAAUCCAGUUCUGGUCUUGUAAUUGCUGUCAAGCGGCUUAACCCUGAUGGGUUUCAAGGUCACCGUGAAUGGCUGACAGAGAUUAACUACUUGGGACAGUUAAGUCACCCGAACUUAGUUAAACUGAUUGGUUACUGUUUGGAAGAUGAGCAAAGACUUCUUGUGUAUGAGUUUAUGCAUAAGGGUAGUCUUGAGGAUCAUCUCUUCCCAAGUGGUGUGAAGUGUAAGCCGCUCUCUUGGACCUUACGAGUUAAGGUUGCCCUUGAUGCAGCUAAAGGUCUAGCGUUUCUUCAUAGUGACCCUGUCAAAGUCAUUUACCGAGACAUCAAGGCCUCUAACAUCUUACUUGACUCGGCCUUCAAUGGAAAACUUUCAGACUUUGGGUUAGCUAGAGACGGUCCAAUGGGAGAAACAAGCUAUGUUAGUACAAGAGUUAUGGGUACAUUUGGCUAUGCUGCUCCUGAGUAUGUUUCCACAGGACACUUGAAUGCUAGAAGCGAUGUGUACAGUUUCGGAGUUGUGCUUCUAGAAAUACUAACUGGAAGGAGAGCAUUGGACCAUAACAGACCAGCCAGGGAGCACAACCUUGUGGACUGGGCUCGGCCAUACCUCACAAGCAAGAGAAAGGUUCUACUAAUUGUGGACUCUCGUCUUGAGUCACAGUACAAACCUGAAGAGGCGGUGAGAUUGGCUAGCAUUGCUGUGCAGUGCAUCUCGUCCGAACCCAAGUCAAGACCAACCAUGGACCAAGUGGUCCGAGCUUUGAUUCAACUGCAGCAAAGCAUGGCUAAACCGGCUAAAGUUGACCACCCGGGUAAAGAUACCAAGAAAGUUGUGGGACUGAAAACCGAAGACAAGUACCAGAAAAAAGGUUAUAACAAGAAAACAGUUGGUUUGUAGUAGGUGGAUAAGGAUGUUGUUACUUACUGUCGUUAGGUCUCACAUAUCAUCGUGUGUUGUAUAAUAUUGCGUGUAGUGAUUUUGUGACAGUGGCUGUAAUUUUGCUCUUGAUAUACUUAUUUGGAGUUUUUUUUCUUCUUGUUUUCUCUGUGUAUUGGAUUGGAUACAUAGUUGUAAUUUUAUUAACUAUGCCAUCUCAUACAAUUUUUGUUUUUGUUCUCUCUUUUCCAAACAUGGUUUACAUUUUUGUCAAACUCUUUCUUGCAUCUAAUCAGCAAGUAUAGAUACAUACAGUGCCGGUCUAACAUUUAAAAAAAUU